Closterium sp. NIES-65 is the source of this 1519-nucleotide messenger RNA. The record is from the annotation of a GenBank genome assembly. Lineage: Eukaryota; Viridiplantae; Streptophyta; Zygnematophyceae; Desmidiales; Closteriaceae.
AUGGCUCGCCGCGGACGGCCGUCUGUCGUUGGCGUCGUCGCACUCGUCGCCGGGCUCGCUGCGAUCAGCCUCCUCGCGACCCACGCCAGCGCAGACGCGUGUGCCACCGUGGAUUGCGGGUCAGUCGCCUUCUGCUCUGCGGCCGAUGAUGGCAGCACGGAGUGCCUGUGCGACGGGGGUUAUGUCUUCAACGUAACAGACAAGACAUGCAAUGAUCCGUGCGCGGAUGUGGCGGUGCAGUGUCCAGCGAGGGCGGAGUGCGUGGCGAGGAGGGGCAAGGCGGAGUGCGAGUGCGAGAUGGGGUACAUCCUGCAGAACAACACCUGCACUGAUGGGCUGCUGCAGACGCAGGUGGAGGUGGAGGGGCUCACCUACCUCGCGCUCCUCACCUUCGAGAGCCCCGUGCCCAUGGCGCACGCCACUGGCGCCAUGGCGUGCAGCGACGUGGGUGAUCUGGGCGGGGGCAGCAGCACGCGGAUCAGCGUGGAGUGGAAGUCGGUUGGCGUGGACACUGUGGGCACCGGCAUGUGCAAGAGCCUCUCGUUUCACUCCGACCCCGGCUGUGCGGACAAGGCAGGAUUGACCAUCGCGCGCCCUGCCAUGGUCGGCGGUGCCUUCCCCGUCACAAAAAGGACUGUGAAAGCAACCCCACCGCAGUCAAUCAGCUGUGAGAUCGCAAGUGCACAUAGGCAAGGAGGUUCAAGCACCUUCACCUCUCUUCUGGUUAAGCAAGACCCAAACCCUAGCGGAGGCGCGGACCCGUGUGAGGCAGUGAAGUGUGCGAGGAACUCGCAGUGCGUGGUGAGGAACGGGCAGCCCGUGUGCGAGUGUGAUGCUGGCUACACCAAGGCCAACAAGGGCCUCUGCACUGCUAUCUGCAAGCCGGACUGCCCUGCCAAUGGCCAGUGCGUGGUGGUGGGAGGGAAGCCCGUGUGUCGCUGCAAGGCGGGCUUCCGGCAGGGCAAGAGCACGUGCACACCUGUGUGCAAGCCUACCUGCGGUGCCAAUGCCCAAUGCCUGGCGGUGAAAGGGAAGCCGGCGUGUCAGUGCAGCACGGGAUUCAAGUCCAUCAACAACAAGUGCACUCCCGUGUGCAAGCCUGGCUGCUCUGCCAAUGCCCAGUGCAUGGCGGUGAAAGGGAAGCCGGCGUGUCAGUGCAACACGGGGUUCAAGUCAGUCAACAACAAGUGCACUCCCGUGUGCAAGCCUGGCUGCUCUGCCAAUGCCCAGUGCAUGGCGGUGAAAGGGAAGCCGGCGUGUCAGUGCAACACGGGGUUCAAGUCAGUCAACAACAAGUGCACUCCCGUGUGCAAGCCUGGCUGCUCUGCCAAUGCCCAGUGCAUGGCGGUGAAAGGGAAGCCGGCGUGUCAGUGCAACACGGGGUUCAAGUCAGUCAACAACAAGUGCACUCCCGUGUGCAAGCCUGGCUGCUCUGCCAAUGCCCAGUGCAUGGCGGUUAAGGGCAAGCCGGCGUGUCAGUGCAGCACGGGGUUCCAGCUGGUCAACAACAAGUGCACUC